AAUAAACCAAACAAUUCACUGCGGAAGUGUUUCAUCAUGGCUACACUUCGGAACACGUUUUUUCGGAAUUUCUUAUUUUGUAGAAAAUCAAAGAUUUUAAAACAAUUUCAUGUAAUUUCUCAUAAUUUAUCGUCGAUCAACCGGAUGGUUGGUUGUGACAAAAUUUUAGAAGUUGGUCAACUACCCUUAGUUCGACGGAUAACGGGACAUCAUCAACUAGAUCUACAGAAACGAAAAGUUUUGUCCUCUAACCAUAAUUUCUGCUGCUGUCCCUCUCGGUUUGCAAGCAUUUACCGUAAUAACCAAGGAGCCAAACAAAAUCGACCGAAGGCGCAGACCACUAUUGAUGAAGAGGAAAUUGAAAAGUUCUCAGCUCUUGCUCAGCUCUGGUGGGAUGAAACUGGAGAGUUUGAGGCUUUACACUCCAUGAAUAGCGUUAGAGUACCAUUUAUUCAAACCACUUUGCAAAACUCUGCAAAGGCAAACUGUGUUCCUUCAAAAUCUUUGCAGGGUCUAAAAAUUUUGGAUGUUGGAUGUGGUGGCGGUAUUUUUUCUGAGCCAUUGGCAAGAUUAGGCGCAACGGUUAUUGGUAUUGAUGCCUCUGAAGAAAAUAUCAGAAUUGCUCAAAAUCACUUGAGGAAUGAUCCCAACAUUGUGUGUAAAGUGAAAUACAUCCAUUCAACUGUAGAAGAUGUUGUUGCUACAGAAGGAAACACAUUUGACGCAGUUGUGGCUUCUGAAGUUGUCGAGCAUGUUGCAGAUGUGGACUCUUUCAUUGAAUCCUGCUGCAAUUUAGUGAAGCCUGGUGGUUCACUCUUUCUGACUACAAUCAACAAAACAGUGUCUUCCUAUUUGCUUGGUGUGCUGGCUGCCGAACGUCUGCUACAUCUAUUGGCUCCAGGAACUCACAAUUGGAAUAAAUUCAUAUCUCCAAUGGAUCUUCAAUAUCUUAUUGAAGGGAAUAAUUUGGCCACAAGACUUGUUCAUGGAUUAAAAUACAACCCAUUUACCAAAAAAUGGAAGUGGUCUUCAGAUACUAGCAUCAAUUAUGCCAUCCAUGCCAUUAAACCAAUAUCUUGAGAUUUGAAAAAAUGCAGCCAAAAGUAAAAUAGUUGCAUACCAAAAUUUCUUCAGAUAUGCAACAGUAUAAAUAAUCCAAUAGACACAAAAAUAAAGAAAAUAUCUUUAUUAAACUUUACAAUUUAUAAAAUAAUUUUGGACGUGUGUGUAUGUAUAUAGAUAUAGGAAAUGUGUGUGUGCGUGCGUGCGUGUGUGUAUAUAUAACCAAAUGUCGUGUUUUGUGAUAUCAGCAGAUGCAUACAACCCAAGCAGGUUCACAUUCAGAUUACACAAUUAAGAAUCAACAAACAAAUUCAAACAAAAAUAAAUCCGUUUAGAACGAGAA
Octopus bimaculoides (California two-spot octopus) is the source of this 1405-nucleotide messenger RNA. RefSeq lists its product as uncharacterized. The record is from RefSeq and is a predicted model, not a curated record. Gene Ontology annotation, cellular component: mitochondrion. Gene Ontology annotation, molecular function: polyprenyldihydroxybenzoate methyltransferase activity; 3-demethylubiquinol 3-O-methyltransferase activity. Gene Ontology annotation, biological process: ubiquinone biosynthetic process. NCBI's taxonomy places the organism in Eukaryota, Metazoa, Mollusca, Cephalopoda, Octopoda, Octopodidae.